Messenger RNA from Rotaria sp. Silwood1, 576 nucleotides. NCBI's taxonomy places the organism in Eukaryota, Metazoa, Rotifera, Eurotatoria, Philodinida, Philodinidae. The record is from the annotation of a GenBank genome assembly.
AUGUUGGGUUUGGAUGGAGUAGGCAAAACAGAUUUAUUUACUCGAUUAACAUGUGAUACUAAACAAUCAUCAAAACCUAAAUCUCUACCUCAGCCAACCAUUGGAUACAAUGUUGAAACAAUUACACUUCACAGUCAUCGUUUCUGUCAUCGCCGUUCUCACAAAGUUACAUUAUGGGAUUGUGGUGGUCAAUCUUCUCUCCGAUCAUUAUGGCCUUAUCAUUUUUCGAAUACGUCUCUUCUUCUUUGGUUAAUUAAUGUACAUGAUCGCUCAAGAUUAGAUACUAAUCUUCAUUUACUUUCACAAAUUCUUACAAAUCGAUUACUUUAUCGAGUUCCAGUUCUUAUUGUUGUAUAUCAAACUUCUUGUGGUUCACAAGAUGAAAAAAUAUCUGACAAUAAUGAUAAUGAAAAUUUAUUAACUAACCUAGAAGUAGCUUUUCGUUUUUUAGCUACUCUUACAACUUCACGUGCAAGUACAUUUAAAUGGCAAGUUAUUAAUGUCAAUUUGAAUGAUAAUUCUGAUAAAGAUCUUAAAAAAAUUCGACAAUCGUUUCAAGAAUUAAUGGAAUUAUAA